GAGGAGGCGGAGGAGGAUGUUGUGAAGGCAGGUUGUAAGUGACCGAGCCACUCGUUCAUCGAGCAGGGAGGUGAACACACACUUCACAUCAUUUACCAUGCUGCGAGGCAGUUAGACAGACCUUCAAGCCUUUUAAGUCAUUGUUACUGUAGGAUUUUUCAAUGACCAACCGUAACAGCAAAGACAUCAAGCUGAAUUCAGAGAAACAUCGCUGCCUCUCCCUUCUUUGCGACCGAGGAGGGCACCCAGCACCCAGGCCGUCAGUGGCAGCUGCCUUCGCAGCAAGCGUUAGCAGUUAACAGGCUAAUAUAAGGAGAUCUGUCUUCUUUUGAACCACCAUGAUGAUCAAGGACCUGUGUUUCAACUUUACUUCUGCUGGGAUGGAAGAACAUCAUUGAUUCAAGAGGGAACCAAUAUCCUGGAUGCCUUGACAUACAGGACGUGGUCAAUCCAAGAUGGAGAAAAAGAAAAUGUGCCCACGCCUUCUCGACUACUUGGUGGUGGUUGGAUCAAGGCAACCAAGUAGUGAUAGCGUGGCCCAGACCCCUCAGCUCCUACGCCGCUACCCGUUGGAGGACCAUCACGACUUCCCACUCCCACCAGAUGUGGUGUUCUUCUGCCAACCAGAAGGCUGCCUGAGUAUACGCCAGCGCAGAGUUAGCUUACGCGACGACUCCUCGUUUGUUUUCACACUGACCGACAAGGACUCAGGAAUCACCCGAUAUGGAAUCUGUGUCAACUUCUACCGAUCCUUUCAGCGUGGGCAUCACCGUCCUCGAGGAGAUAAGAGCAGUCACACUGAGACAGCAGCACAGGCGGCCGAGACCACAAGUGAGGCGUCUGAUGGCAGCAGUGGAGGCCCACUCCCUGUGGUUUCUGCACCCAACAGCACUGAGUCAGUACCUCCACCUGCCUCUGGAGAAGACGGUGGACAGCCAGGGGCCGAGCUAAAUUCUGGCAGGUCCCCACAGCACAGACGGAGUGCUGCAAAGAUGGCAGCCCGGAGCCGCAACAGCACACUGACCUCACUGUGCAUACUCAGCCACUACCCCUUCUUCUCCACCUUUAGAGAAUGCUUAUAUAUUCUCAAGAGGCUGGUCGACUGUUGCAGUCAGAGGCUAACUCAACGAGCUGGGCUCCCACGUGCCACCCAAAGGGACACCAUGUGGCGGGUGUUUACUGGCGCGUUGUCAGUGGAGGAGAAAGGCAGCCAGCUGCUGGCCGACCUUCGGGAGAUUGAAUCCUGGGUGUACCGAUUGCUGCGCUCACCAGUACCAGUGGGAGGUCAGAGACGUGUAGAUGUGGAGGUGCUGCCCCAAGAACUCAAACGUCCACUCACCUUUGCCUUGCCUGACAACUCGCGCUUUGCCAUGGUCGACUUCCCCCUGCACCUGCCUUUAGAGUUGCUGGGUGUGGACGCUUGUCUGCAGGUUCUCAGCUGUGUCCUGCUGGAGCACAAGGUAAUUCUUCAAUCCCGAGAUUACAACGCUUUGUCUAUGAGCGUCAUGGCCUUUGUGGCCAUGAUCUACCCCCUGGAGUACAUGUUCCCUGUCAUCCCCUUACUGCCGACUUGCAUGGCUUCUGCCGAACAGCUCCUUCUUGCUCCCACUCCAUACAUAAUCGGUGUACCAGCCAGCUUCUUUCUAUACAAAUCGGAUUUCAAAAUGCCAGAUGAUGUUUGGCUUGUUGACCUUGACAGCAGUAAGGUUAUAGCCCCUACCAAUGCAGAGACUCUUCCACCUCUUCCAGAGCCUGAAGCAGGCGAGCUUAAGAAGCAUCUAAAACAGUGUCUGGUUAGGUUGACCGUGAUCACCCAAAAGCAGAUCUUCUCCUCUGAAAAUAAGGCCUUGGCCAGUAUGAGUUUGAACACCCAGCCCAUUUUGAACCUGGAGAAGUUCCAGGAAGGCCAAGAGAUGCCCCUACUCCCACCUGGACGCGAUAAAGCCUCACCAUCCUCGACUGAGUUCAACCCUCUCAUUUAUGGCAAUGACGUUGAUUCCGUAGAUGUAGCCACCAGGGUUGCCAUGGUGCGGUUCUUCAACUCUCCAAAUGUUCUCCAGGGCUUCCAGAUGCACACUCGCACCUUGCGCCUAUUUCCCCGACCGGUGGUCGCUUUUCAGUCAUCCUCUUUUCUUGCCUCUCGACCACGUCGCUCUGGGUUUGCAGAUAAACUUUCUCACACACAGGCAGUGGAGUUCUAUGGAGAGUGGGCUCUCAAUCCCACUAACCUCGCCUUUCAGAGGAUACAUAACAAUGUGUUUGAUCCAUCUUUAAUUGGGGAUAAACCCAAGUGGUAUGCACACCAACUACAGCCAGUAGUCUACAGAGUUUAUGAUGGGAGCUCUCAGCUGGUUGAGGCUUUGGCCAGCCCCUUGGAAGAUGAAGGCAACGAGUCAGAUCCGACAGAUAGUGGUAGUGACAGCGAAGGAUACGAUGACUCCAGCUCAUCUUAUUCUUCUCUCGGAGACCUGGUGAGUGAGAUGAUUCAGGGCGACAUCCAGGGCGACACGCCAAGUUUGGAUCCGCCUUGCCAUGCUGCACUGGGAGAUGCUAGUGAGGUUGAGUUUCAAGACUUUCAGGAACUGCAGGAAGGUCAUAGCUUGGAGGGUCCACCUGGUGGGGACGGAGCUGCAGAAACCUCUGACGGACAAACUCUUCGCUCAAGCUCCAGCACAACUGCAAGUUCAAGUCCCAGCACAAUUAUCCAGGGAGUCAACAAUGAGCAGGCUGAAGUACUUGAAAUGGAAGCAUCAGCAAGUGUCGCUUUACAGAACCCUGUCCCGGGAUUGGGCAGCCAGCCGUUUCUCAGACCUUCAGCUGAUGCUGGUCUGGUGGAUGCAGCCAACAAAAAGCAAGAGUAUGACAACCCAUACUUUGAGCCUCAGUAUGGCUUCCCCUCUGAGGAUGACCCUGAUGCAGAAGAACAAGUGGAAUCAUACACCCCUCGAUUCAACCAGAACCUCAAUGGCAACAAAACACAGCGACCUUUACGUCCCAGUAGUCUGAGGCUUCCGGGAGAGUCUGACGGAGAAGGAGAUUCACACAACAGCUCGCCAAACUCCACUAUUUCUAACAGCAGCAAUGAUGGAUUUGGGGGACUUAUGUCCUUUGCUAGCAAUCUUUACAAGAACCACGGCACCAGUUUCAGUCUGUCUAAUCUUGCGCUUCCCAACAAGGCAGCAAGAGAGAAAUCUACACCUUUCCCCAGUCUGAAAGGAGCACGAGCACCUCGAGCCCUUGUGGACCAGAAGUCUUCAGUAAUCAAACACAGUCCAACAGUGAAGAGAGAAUCCCCCUCACCUCAGGGCCGAAUAAACAACACUAGUGAAAACCAGCAGUUCUUGAAGGAAGUGGUGCAGAGUGUUCUGGAUGGACAAGGGGUCGGCUGGCUUAACAUGAAAAAAGUACGCCGCCUCUUGGAGAAUGAGCAGCUUCGUGUCUUCGUGCUGAGUAAGCUGAACAGAGCUGUCCAGUCGGAAGAAGAUGCCAGACAGGAGAUCAUACGAGAUGUGGAGGUGAGCAGAAAGGUUUACAAGGGUAUGCUAGACAUCUUGAAGUGCACAGUUUCCAGUCUGGAGCACUCUUACACCAAUGCAGGCCUUGGAGGAAUGGCCAGUGUCUUCAGCUUACUGGAAAUAGCACGCACACACUAUCAAACCAAAGACCCAGAAAAACGCAAACGAAGCCCCACAGACAGUGCUGGCAGUCCGGGAAGUAAAGAGAGUCCUUCUGGUCGCAUGGAGACUGCCAGACCUCAGGGCCUCCUGAAUAUUCCCCACCUGCAGCUGCCGCACCACACAACGGGCAAAGGAGCCCGCCAUUUUGAUACCCGGAGUCUGAACGAGGAGAACUUUAUUGCCUCGAUUGAAUUGUGGAGCAAGCACCAGGAUAAGCAAAAAGCUAUGGAAAAACAACAGAGGUCUGAAGGAGGAAAGCAGCAACGCCCACAGGUGACUGAUGCAGAAGAGAAAAAGUCCCAGAUCAGUGCUGAUAGUGGCCUCAGUGUUGCAUCUGGAUCUCAGAAGAGUGACACUGAAUCUGCAAACAGCUCGGAGCCACCGAUCCUCACCAGAAGCACCAGCCAGGACUCAGAGGCUAGCACAGUGAUAAGCAAUAGCUCUGGAGAGACUCUUGGAGCUGAUAGUGAUCUGAGCAGCACAGCAGGAGACGGCGUUGGAGGGAGAACAGCUCCUCAUUUAAAUCAGUCCAGAGGAACUCUGUCCGACAGUGAGAUAGAAACCAAUCCAGCCACCAGCUCUGUGUUUGGAAAGACCCACAAACUGAAACCAGGUGCAAAAGAUCACAUAUCUGCGAUGGUGAAGGGCCCACCCGCGCAGCCCCUGGAGGACAUCAGUAUGAGGAUCUACCUUUGUGAGGGUCUGCUGGGGCGGGAUAAGAGCUCCGUUUGGGAUCAACUAGAGGAUGCUGCCAUGGAAACCUUUUCUCUAAGUAAGGAGCGCUCCACUCUGUGGGACCAGAUGCAGUUCUGGGAGGACGCCUUUUUAGAUGCUGUGAUGUUGGAGCGUGAGGGCAUGGGGAUGGACCAGGGACCUCAGGAGAUGAUUGAAAGAUAUUUGUCACUGGGAGAGCAUGACCGCAAGCGCCUGGAGGAUGAUGAAGACAGACUCCUGGCCACACUGCUGCACAACAUGAUUGCAUACAUGCUAAUGAUGAAAGUCGGCAAAAAUGACAUCAGGAAGAAAGUGAGGCGCUUGAUGGGCAAAUCCCACAUUGGCCUCACUUACAGCCAAGAGAUCAAUGAGAUCCUGGACAAACUGGCUCACAUGAACGGCCGUGAGCUGUGCAUCAGGCCCAGUGGAAGCCGCCACAUCAAGAAACAAACAUUUGUUGUUCAUGCUGGCACCGACACAACAGGAGACAUCUUCUUCAUGGAGGUUUGUGAUGACUGUAUAGUCCUGCGGAGCAACAUCGGCACCGUUUACGAGCGCUGGUGGUACGAGAAGCUCAUCAACAUGACUUACUGCCCCAAGACCAAGGUAUUGUGUCUCUGGAGACGUAAUGGCCAAGAGACACAGCUCAACAAGUUCUACACCAAAAAGUGUCGUGAACUCUACUAUUGCGUUAAAGACAGCAUGGAAAGAGCUGCAGCAAGACAGCAAAGCAUUAAACCAGGUCCUGAGCUGGGCGGCGAGUUCCCCGUCCAGGACAUGAAGACCGGUGAAGGUGGACUCCUUCAGGUCACGCUGGAAGGAAUCAACCUCAAAUUCAUGCACAGUCAGGAGCGGAAGGUUUUCAUAGAGCUGAGUCACAUUAAAAAGUGCAAUACAGUGAAGGGAGUCUUUGUCCUGGAGGAAUUUGUUCCUGAAACUAAAGAAGUGGUGAUCCACAAGUACAAGACCCCCAUGGCACAUCAGAUCUGUUACUCGGUCCUCUGUCUUUUCUCGUACGUGGCGGCAGUGAAGGGGAAGGAGGCGGAAGGAAAACCCAAGAUGCUGUCACCGAGACCCCUUCCUAGCUAGUCUCCACCUUCUGCUUUCUCUCCCCCUCCCUCCCCCCUGCUCUUCUUCCUCGACGUGCCUUUCUCCUUGAAAUGGCAUCUGAGCUCUUAAACCAGACUUUUGACAAUCCCCAACUUAAAUCUAAGCACACAAUUCCUGCUCUCUCUUUCUCCCUCUCCUGUAUAUAAGCCUAAAAUCCUUUUUAGACCCAGUUGUGUAGACAUGUUGGUCCUGUGAUGUCAUGUAAAUACAUCCAACCCUUCACCGCUGUUGUCCUGAUGUUUGUACCCAGCUCACUAAGCAUUUGCUUGCUCUUAAAACUGGGGAGACACGACUCCCUUCGUGCUCCUCUGCUCUGUGUGAAAAUUCCCUGUUUUUCCCGCUGCCAUGUCUAAACUGUUUUUACUGAUACGAAAUGUGAGGGAUUGCCCGGAGGCACAGAGUGCAUGCAGGUCCCGUGCACAGCCUUGACAUUCGCUACAGUGAAGCUUCCCCCUCCUGCCUGUCUCCAUACGGCUGUGUUAUUCUGUGAUACGUUGUUACUGUAAAGUUGCGGUCUGUCCAAGUUUAAACUGGUGAAACAUCCAGAGACCCUCUUAUAGUGCAGGAUGGUCCAUACUGAGAAGUAAAAAAAGCUACUGUAUACUGCACCAGAGCACCACAUGUAAACGCUUCUUAAUGGCGUAUGAACCCUAAAAUACUGUGAGUGUUCUCAGAUGUGUUCUCUUGCCCUAGAAUGGCCCACCAGGCUGAAUCACUGUUCUAGUUCUACUGUAAAGUUUCUCGUCUGUGGUCUGCUGUUUAUUAACUGCAUGUUACUAUGAGGAUGAAAAAUAAAUAUUAUAUAUAUAUUUCUAUAUAUAGUAUUUAUUUAAUAUAUAUAUAUUGACUGUACAUUUCUCUGAAAAAAAAGUUACAAAAUGUUAAUAUACUAGAUGUGCAAUACUUCAGAAGUAGUUAGCCAUUGCUGGAGCCAGGUUUUCUCGAGUUAACUGGUUUUCACAGGGUGAAGAAUGUAAGAGAUUUAUUUUCUUUCUGUAGUGCAUAUUGAUCGAAUAGUCGGACUUCAGUGUGAUACGAUUGUUCAUGGUGUCUUCUGAGGUAAUCUUUGGUCAAUCACGCGGCAGAUAACGGCUACUAAGUUGGUCUCUGGGUGGAAACUUCAGAGCGCUUCAGCACAGCCACUUCUGUCAAAGCAGGUGUGCUGAAGAUGCUGUAGAAAACAUCCUCGUCUUGUCCCUGGUUGAAAAUAUCAGGAGAGAUUUUACCGCACAUUUUCCUUCUGAACUCAGCUUCAGGCGACAUGAGACGUGUCUUUGUACACACAUGUCAUGACUUUAAGGCUCGUAGUGAUUAUAUCAGCUGUAUGUUUGCUUUGCUGCAGUUUAAAAUUACUUUAAAGUUGACCAUGUUUACAUCACAUUUUUUCAGAGAUUAAGUUAGGAAAACGCCCAUCAGCCUGAGCUGAUACUUCACUGGGCAUAAAUUUCCCACAUUAGAGGAAUCGUGAUGUAAAAAUAACACCCUUGACAGUUAGAUGUGGGAUCAUUCUUAACCAAGUUCGGUUAUUCUAAUGUGUCGGAGCUACUGUAUUUAUUAGACUACCUUCUAGUGGUAAUAUUUUUAAUAUUUCAGGUACGUUAUUGUCGGAACUGCUGUUGACAUUAUCUUUCAAUUUCCAGUUGAAUGUCAUUUACUGGGAUUAAUCUUAAUUCGUUGUAAUAAAAAAAUAAAACAUAAAUAAAAAUAAUGAAGUGUAAUUUACUCAGAUUUUAGAAGGAAAAAGCAACAUCCAAAUAUUUCUAACAACUUGGCCUUCUCGUGAAUCCUUUUAAAUACCGACAUGGCACCAUGGCCUCCAAGCAAGUGUUACCCUUGUAAUUAUUCUGACAGUAAAAAUCUAGACAGUGCAAGCAAAAUUAGUCCCGCAAUAAAGCCUUCCAUGCUCGCAGUAGGUGGAGAAACCGUGGCGCUCCCGAUGGAGAACACCGGCUUUCAUACGACUGAUCGACUUGUUACAGAAAAGGAACUAAACCACCAAACUCGGCAGCUGAUUUCUGUCCUGUGAUUGACCCCAGACGUGUUGAAGCCAACAGCCGUAGUCACCAGAUCGUCCAGUCUUAAUGUGUGUUUGUUUCAUGAUAGUGAACCAGUCCUGUCGCUGGCCCAUUUACUUCCAGUGAGUGUGUGUAUGUGUGUAAGUGUGGUCAUGUGGUGACCAGUUACUUCAGAUCAGCAAUAUAUUGGUAAAGUUAUAUCACUGGAAGAGGCUUUGUUUUUUUUUUUUGUUGUUGUUUUUUUUGGGGGGGAUUUUCCUGACAUGCUUGUAUUUUUAGUAAUUUAACUGUGCAAAGGAUUAUUUUGAGGAUAUUGAGAUGUUUCAUUAAACACAAGCGCUCCAUCUGAAGCAUCUCCAAACCUGAUCUGGGAAUUUCCUGCUUAAUUAAAAAAAAAAAAAUUCUCUUUUUUUUUUUUAAAACUGGAAUAUUACAGCUCGUCUGUUAUUGUUUUCGCUGGCUGCUAACGGAAGAAAGUAAUGAGAUGCCAGGUGUAAGUAUUCCAGUAUUUGAAAAAAAAAAAAAAAAGUAUUUAUAGAAUAUGUACAGCUUUGGCAAUAUAAUAAAGUUGUCCCAAAUGAA
Melanotaenia boesemani (Boeseman's rainbowfish) is the source of this 8098-nucleotide messenger RNA. RefSeq names its product MAP-kinase activating death domain (gene madd). The coding region runs from base 456 to 5480 and encodes 1674 amino acids. Gene Ontology annotation, biological process: regulation of Rab protein signal transduction; regulation of apoptotic process. Gene Ontology annotation, molecular function: guanyl-nucleotide exchange factor activity. The transcript is spliced from 37 exons. NCBI's taxonomy places the organism in Eukaryota, Metazoa, Chordata, Actinopteri, Atheriniformes, Melanotaeniidae. Gene Ontology annotation, cellular component: cytosol. The record is from RefSeq and is a predicted model, not a curated record.